Molecule: messenger RNA, 692 nt
Organism: Eucalyptus grandis
Lineage: Eukaryota; Viridiplantae; Streptophyta; Magnoliopsida; Myrtales; Myrtaceae
Exons: 2
Coding region: 166-411 (81 amino acids)
Source: RefSeq, a predicted model, not a curated record
UUGAGAGCAUUGAGCUUGAAGGGAAGAUCCAAGAACGACGUCGGCCCGUUCGCUUCUUCCUCUCCUUCGGAUCUUGUUCUGCCGCACGAACGCACCACCGCGGUGCAGCUUCCUGCGGCGAUCGAAGCAUCGGAGAGAGAGAGAGAGAGGCACCGCCGCCGCGCGAUGUCGUCGUUCUCGCGCCUGCCCAGCUCCUUUCCCUUCUCCCGUUUCUUCAAGCAGUUGGAGCAAGAAGCGGAAACAGUAGUGAGGGUGUUGCAGCCUGGACCUUUGGGAAUCAUAGAGCACAAGUUCUCCACUGAGGAGAUAAAUGAGGCCAAUGCCACAGUCCGCCAAGCAGUAGAAGCUUGGAGAAGAAGUGCUGAACUAGAGAAAAGAAACCCGUUCUUGAGAGAUUAUAUCAAAUCAUGAGGGAAGACUGAUAGCUCUGACUUGUCACCAUGUGUAAGUUAUUUUUGAUGCUUUGUUCAGAGUAUGCACGUGACGCUCUACUUCCCACAACAUCUUCAGCGCCAAUUUGAUUGGUAGCAAUUGUUGAUGGUAGGAAUCACAGAAGUAAUGAGUGGAAGGCAUGCUCGCUCCUUCUUUUUCAGCCUAAUUGCUAAACUGACUUUUAUGUUUGCCAAAGGACGCGUUCACCAUGCAUUUUUUGCUGGUUAAUAAAGCAUAUAAAAAAAAAAAUGCAAAUUAAA